Messenger RNA from Xiphias gladius (swordfish), 1837 nucleotides. Its product is annotated as zinc finger protein 664-like. Gene Ontology annotation, cellular component: nucleus. NCBI's taxonomy places the organism in Eukaryota, Metazoa, Chordata, Actinopteri, Istiophoriformes, Xiphiidae. The transcript has 2 exons. The coding region runs from base 141 to 1352 and encodes 403 amino acids. The record is from RefSeq and is a predicted model, not a curated record. Gene Ontology annotation, molecular function: RNA polymerase II transcription regulatory region sequence-specific DNA binding; DNA-binding transcription factor activity, RNA polymerase II-specific. Gene Ontology annotation, biological process: regulation of transcription by RNA polymerase II.
UUCGCCCUGUGACACCCGGCGGAAGUAAACAAACAAAAGCAAAGCGCUAGCGUCGUUAGCUCCAUGGAAAUGUUCAGUUAGCCGGGAGACGGUGGUGUGGUCGGGUCGCAGGUCAAUCUUCCAGCUGCAACGAAGCAGCGAUGUCUUCGCUUCAGUGUCUGAGACGGUUCGUCGACGAGCGACUAACCGCCGCUGCCGAAGAAAUAUUCGGAGCCUUUGAAAAAACCAUCGUCGAGUACGAGGAAGAGGUCGCUCGUCAGCGCAGACUGCUGGAUAUCGUCUGGAAACCAGAAAUAAGGUUACACAGGACAGAGCUCCCACAGCAGCAUGUAUGUAAAGAGGAGGAGGUUCUCACUGACCAGCAGCUCUUAGACCAGGAGAGGGACUCCAGUCUGGACCAAGAGGACCCAGAGCCACUACAGAUUAAAGAGGAACAGGAGGAAAUCUGCACCAGUCAGGAGGGAGAGCGGCUUGUACUGAAGCAGGAGACUGAUACCUUUAUGUUGACUCCUGGUAAUGAGGAAAGUGACCACAGAGAACCAGAACCAGACAUUGACCACCAGCUCCUCUCUAGCAACUCUCCUGUAGCUGAGAGCCAAGAGCAGAAAGGAAGCGAACAUGUGGACUCAGGAUCAACUACAAAUGAAGAGCCAAAGCCACAGAAGAGACGUCACAAAAACAGGAGUCACAGUAACAAUGUAUACAACUCUCCCAUGUCAAAGAUUGACUCUAAUACUCACAGAGGUGAAAAGUCUUUCAAAUGUGACACUUGUGGAAAAGCUUUUGAGUAUAAGUCUGGAUUGAAUAAUCAUCUGAGAAUCCACACGGAUGAGAAACCAUAUUCUUGCGAAAUGUGUGGGAAGUGUCUCAGAACUAGAAAAGGAUUUUUAAUCCACAUAAGAACUCACACAGGUGAGAAGCCAUAUAUUUGCAACAUUUGUGGGAAGAGAUUUAGUGACACUCCAACAUUGAAAAAGCAUAUGCGAGUGCACACAGGUGAGAAGCCAUAUUCUUGUGAAACAUGUGGGAAAAGUUUUGUAUGUAGUAGUGACUUGAAAGUCCACAUAAGAACUCACACAGGUGAGAAGCCGUACCCCUGCAGCAACUGUGGGAAAAGAUUUAGAGACACCUCAGCAUUGAAAAAGCAUAUGAGGUUGCACACAGGUGAGAAGCCAUAUUUAUGCAAAAUAUGUGGGAAAAGUUUUGUACGCAGUGGUCAUUUGAAAGUCCACAUAAGAACUCACACAGGUGAGAAGCCGUACUCCUGCAACACCUGUGAGAAAAGAUUUAGAGACACUUCAGCAUUGAAAAAGCAUAUGAGAACUCACAGAGGUGAGAAGCUGCACUCCUGAAACGCCUGAAAGAAAAGAUACUUCAAUGUGUCUCAGCUGGGAAGGAAUAUAAGGUCACAUACGGACAAGUAGCCUCGUGUUUUUAAAAUAUGUGGGAGAGCAUUUGGUUCUAGUGGUUCAUGGACUAAACACACUGGAACCGACAGAAGUGAAAACCACAUAAUUGCAGCUCUUGCGGGAAAAUGUUUUUGUCAGAGAAUCAGUUCACACAGGAGAAACCGUCAAGAUGAAACUUGAGAGGAGAAGAGUUCAGCAACUGAAUGAAACACACUUUCACAACAGCUACAUCUCUGUAGUUGAAUGUAUGAAAUUUCCCAGUGAGAAGAGGUCACAGUAUCUCAGUUUAACGUAGUACAUUGUCAACAAUGCCAUCAGGUUUGGUUAAACUACCUUCGUUGUCUCCCUUCAUAUGACUGCAUUACUCAUAUUCGCAACAGUAUUUCUUUGAAAAUUGUAUUGAAAUCACCCAAAUCUGGGAAAAAACA